AGGGGUUUCCACUUUUGUUUCCUCCUCAUUUUUCUCUUGCCGCCACCAUGAAAGAAGUGCCUUUUGCCUCCCGUCAUGAUUCUGAGGCCUCCCCAGCCAUGUGGAACUGUGGUGAAGCUCCUUAUGGUCCUGACCCUACAGUUCCUGUCCCAUGACCAGGGCCAGAUCACCAAGGAGCUGCAGCAGUUCGUAGUCAGUGGCAGCCCCAUGCGAGCACCCGAGGAAGAGUUUGAACAACUGACUCUUGAUGGACACAACCUUCCUUCUCUCGUCUGUGUGAUAACAGGCAAAGGGCCUCUGAGGGAGUAUUACAGCCGCCUCAUCCACCAGAAGCAUUUCCAGCACAUCCAGGUCUGCACCCCCUGGCUGGAGGCCGAGGACUACCCUCUGCUUCUAGCAGGGUCGGUGGAUCUGGGUGUCUGUCUGCACACAUCCUCCAGUGGCCUGGACCUACCCAUGAAGGUGGUGGACAUGUUCGGGUGCUGUUUGCCUGUGUGUGCCGUGAACUUCAAGUGUUUACAUGAGCUGGUGAAACAUGAAGAAAAUGGCCUGGUCUUUGAGGACUCAGAGGAACUGGCAGCUCAGCUGCAGAUGCUUUUCUCAAACUUUCCUGAUCCUGCGGGCAAGCUAAACCAGUUCCGGAAGAACCUGCGGGAGUCGCAGCAGCUCCGAUGGGAUUAGAGCUGGGUGCAGACUGUGCUCCCUUUGGUUAUGGACAAAUAACUCCUGGGCCAGAGGCUAAAACCCCGAGACCCCUGCUGUCCUUCCCGCAGCUUCUUCUCGGAGUCUCAGGGCAAAUCCUUUUGAGCAGCGCCUCCCAGUGGCCAGAAGCUGAAAUGACGGCAGUGGUGCCGCCUGGUGAAUGAAUUGGUUCUGUGACCCGGGAAGCUGUGCUUGGCUCUGAUUUCUUUUCUGGAGGCUCGGAAACACUUCCUCUCUUCUUCUGUUCUUCAUGCCCCAUGCCCCUGCUAGCGUAUUACUGUUCUGUGACUUCCCUGUGACCUUUGCAGUACUCCUCAUCCUGCGUUUGGUCUCCAGGUGUCACCUUUCUGCCAUGUUCCUAACAUUUUGAUUCCUGUCUUUAAAAAAGCACCUGCUGCACCAUAAGCCCAGGGAUGUGGCAGCUGCAGCGGGCUUGGGUUUGUGAAGAACCGAGUGUGUCCACCGAUGUGGCAGCUGCAGCGGGCUUGGCUUUGUGAGGAACCAAGUGUGUCCACCGAUGUGGCAGCUGCAGCGGGCUUGGCUUUGUGAGGAACCGAGUGUGUCCACGGAUGUGGCAGCUGCAGCGGGCUUGGCUUUGUGAGGAACCGAGUGUGUCCACGUUGGGGGAACAUCAUACUUGAUACACACGUUUUUAUUUGCACAAAGAAAAUGCUAUUUUUGGAGCCAGAGUUUUCAUGUCUGAUUGAUGGCGAUUUUCUUAAGAACCAGAACUGCUGGCAGAAAGGGAGCACGCACACGCUUAGAUAGCCGAUGUCUUAUCAGAGGGCAGUUUGUGGUUCCUGAUUUGGAAAUUAACAUUCUCCAAACAUUCCAGUCCAAUGAAAGUUUUAUCCGCUUUCCCAUAUAAAAACUCUUCCUAUGAGAGUGACUUGAUUCUCACAAUCCCGUUGGAGUCGUGUGUGAGUCCUACAGUGUGAGGUUCAGCAUUGCCAUCUCCAAGUGCUCUUCGUAGGGAAAGAGUUUCUGGUCAUGACGAGGUUCCACUUCCCAUCUGAUCCUGGCCCGGCCUGGAAACAGCACAUGUGUUUCAGGAUGGCAGUGUUUGGGGACAGGACAUGAGCAUAUUGUGUGGGGCUGCUAGGACAGGCCUGGCGGGGUAGGGGGGUGUCCAAGUCAGUUUACUUGGUUCACAGGUUCCCAGGCCCACCCAGGUACCUAGAAUUGGCCUCCAGGAUGGGACCAGAGAUCUGCUUUUGCAUAGAAAUGGCUAGCAGCAGGCACCGUGCCGCUGUCCAGUCUCUGCCCGCGUCUGCCCCAGCACUUGGCACAGCGGGACAGACGCAGAGAUCUGAACCCACAUCUACCUGGCUGCUCAGUCAACCCACUCUUCACAAAGCUUAGAAAGCGGCCGGGCACAGUGGUUCACGCCUGUAAUCCCAACACUUUGGGAGGCCAAGGCGGGUGGAUCACUUGAGAUCAGGAGUUCGAGACCAGCCUGGCCAACAUGGUGAAACCUCAUCUCUACAAAAAUACAAAAAUUAGGCAGGCACAAUGGCGGGUGCCUGUAAUCCCAGCUACUUGGGAGGCUGAGGCAGGAGAAUUGCUUGAACCCAGGAGGCGGAGGUUGCAGUGAGCCGAGAUUGUACCACUGCACUUGAGCCUGAGUGACAGAGUGAGACUCCAUCUCAAAAAAAAAAAAAAAAAAAUCACACACACACAGCUUAGAAGGGGCUGGUGUUCUCAUAAGCACAGAUGUCUGAAGAGCCGUUAGCCAGAAUGAUUCUUUUUUUUUUUUUUUUUUGAGAUACGAUCUUGUUCUGUCACCCAGGCUGGAGUGCAGUGGCACAGUCAUUGCUCACUACAGCCUCGACUCCUGGGCUCUAGCAAUCCUCCCACUUCCUGAGUAGCUGGGAUGACAGGUGCGUGCCACCAUGCUAGUAAUUUUUUUAUUUUGUAGAGAUGGGGUCCUGAAUGCACGGCCUCAACUGAUGCUCCUGCCUCAGACUCUUUUAUUAUUAUUUUUUUAGACAGAGUUUUACUCUGUUCCCAAGGCUGGAGUGCAGUGGUGCAAUCUCAGCUCACUGCAAUGCAUCCCAGGUUCAAGUGAUUCUCCUGCCUCAGUCUCCUGAGUAGCUGGGAUUAUAGGCAUGCACCGCCACGCGUGGCUAAUUUUUGUGUUUUUAGUAGAGAUGGGGUUUCUCCGUGUUGGCCAGGCUGGUCUUGAACCCUUGACCUCAAGUGAUCCGCUCACCUCAGCCUCCCAAAGCCUCUGCCUCUUACAGUGUUGGGAUUACAGGCGUGAGACACUGUGACCCGGGAUGAUUUUCAUCACAGUUUUUUGUUACGAGUGGAAAAUGUGUAUUUAUAAAAAUGAAGUAGUACAGA
Messenger RNA from Gorilla gorilla gorilla (western lowland gorilla), 3048 nucleotides. RefSeq names its product chitobiosyldiphosphodolichol beta-mannosyltransferase-like. The coding region runs from base 76 to 681 and encodes 201 amino acids. Gene Ontology annotation, cellular component: endoplasmic reticulum. Gene Ontology annotation, molecular function: mannosyltransferase activity. The transcript is spliced from 7 exons. The record is from RefSeq and is a predicted model, not a curated record. Lineage: Eukaryota; Metazoa; Chordata; Mammalia; Primates; Hominidae.